Molecule: messenger RNA, 1662 nt
Organism: Penicillium waksmanii
Lineage: Eukaryota; Fungi; Ascomycota; Eurotiomycetes; Eurotiales; Aspergillaceae
Product: putative JmjC domain protein
Exons: 2
Coding region: 1-1662 (553 amino acids)
Source: RefSeq, a predicted model, not a curated record
AUGCCCCUGCAGCAGCCAUGGCUACUCUCCAGUCGAGCUCUACGCCGACCCCUUCCCUACAAAUCAAACCUUAACCCAUUACAAUUCCGAUCGGUCCUCCACCACAAUUUCUCCACCUCCCCAAUCCGCCCAUACCGACCUCUCGACACCCUCCCCGACUCGCGCAUCACCACCUUCCAACAACAAUGUUUUCUCCCCGAGAAACCCGCCAUCCUCCCUCGCUCCGAGUUCCUUAAUACACCUGCUCGAACAAAAUGGUUCCAAGACACGAGUGAUGACAGCAAUGGCAAUGGCAAUGGCAAUGGCUCGCCGACAAACGGACCCGAUCCCAAUCAACCAAUCGCCAGCCUAAACACCGAAUACCUCCAAACCCACGCCGCGGACGCCUUCGUCCCCCUCGAGCUCACGGAACUAGUCAACCCACUCGCUUCAGAAGUACGAAGCUUCCGCCAAUUCCACGCCCCGCUACACCUCUUCCUAGAAUGGAUGCGCGUGGCCAAGACCUCGCCCCAAGCAACGAGACUCUACCUAGCACAGUGUCAACUCCUCGACCUACCUCCCGUGUUGCGCGACGACGUGCCGACUCCAGAUAUAGUCGCGCGUGCUGGGAAGGGCGAUGUUUACGAUGCGAAUGUCUGGAUUGGCCAUCCACCGACCUAUACGCCUCUGCACCGUGAUCCGAAUCCGAAUCUCUUUGUUCAACUUGCGGGGCGCAAGAUUGUCAGGCUGCUCGCUCCGGAGGAUGGUCAGGCUGUUUUCGCGAGUGUUAGGAGGUCGUUGGGGAAGAGUAGUGAUCGGGGUGCGGCGGCGAUUCGUGGGGAGGAAAUGAUGCAGGGGGAAGAGCGGGCGCUGUUGGAUGAGAUGGUCUGGGGUGUUCCUGUUUCUGCUGGUUCAGAAGGGAAGGGGUUUGAGGCCGUGCUGGAUGCUGGGGAUGGGUUGUUUAUUCCAAAGGGAUGGUGGCAUAGUAUUAAAGGUGUUGGGGAGGGCGUUACUGCGUCGUUACUGGGAAGACCCGCCCGGUUGAUCUCCGACUCCCCGACUCCGACUCACCUCCACCUCCGCCUUGAACCACUUUUCGCCUCCGCAGCCCCAACCCAACCACCAGACCGUGGCAGCAUGCAACUAUCGCGAACAGCCUACCGCGCCGCCCUCCUCCACCUCAGCGUGAACCCUCUCUUCACCCGCGCCUCAAUUCACCAACCCAGCUGGAGCCUCACCACGGCAACACCCCAACCCCCAAGCUCGCGCCUCUACACAAUUCUCUUCCCACAGUGCAAAACCAACACGCGACAAGCCCAUACAAUGUCCACCUCAACACCCGACACCAACACCAACAACCCCAACCAAGAGACCUCCUCUGAGCCCCAAAAUCCCGGCCCAGAACAAGCGCAAGAGCAAAAGCAAGAGCAAGAGCAGCUCUACCUCCCCGAAACCGCCUCCGCUCAAGAAGGCCAACCAAAGAACCUUCGCCUAGACCUUGGCGCGGACGGCGGCGUCUCGCUGGACCAUCUCGGUCCUAUGGUCGUGAAUGUUGACGGGACGUUGUCCCGGAUCAGUAAUUGGGAUCAGAUGACGGAGAUGGAACAGAAGAGUACGCUGCGAGUCCUUGGGAAGCGGAAUAAGCAGCGGUUGGAGGCUUUGAAGGCUCAGGGCGUGGAGUAA